Thalassophryne amazonica is the source of this 2104-nucleotide messenger RNA. It is a transcript of the gene fem1a, whose product is annotated as fem-1 homolog a. Gene Ontology annotation, molecular function: protein binding. The transcript has a single exon. The coding region runs from base 194 to 2050 and encodes 618 amino acids. Lineage: Eukaryota; Metazoa; Chordata; Actinopteri; Batrachoidiformes; Batrachoididae. The record is from RefSeq and is a predicted model, not a curated record.
UCGAGUCAGCGGACAAACUCUUCUCACGCCAUCUUGACUGCUCCCUCAAAAUGGUAGAAAGCUGCGAGCUCCAAGCGGAGUUCAGACUAAUAUUCCUCCUCUUUUGGAUUUCAAACCAGCAGGAUUAGCUGUUUCUCCUCCCAGACAUGAGGUAAUGGGGUUGGUGUUCGCCGGACUGCGCUGAGUCACUACAAUGGAUAUAACGACGGCGGUUUUCGUCGCAGCCAGAAAUGGUAAAUUGAAACUUAUCCAGAAGUUGCUGAGCAACAAAACUCCUGAGGAGCUGGAAGCUCUGGCUGAGGAGAAGACCCAGGGAGGCACCCCGCUGCUGGCCGCCUCCCGGUACGGACACUUGGAGGUGGUAGAUUACCUCCUGGAACACUGUAAAGCCAACGUGGAGCUCGGAGGGUCGGUGUACUUUGAUGGGGAGACCAUCGAAGGAGCUCCUCCUCUGUGGGCAGCGUCUGCGGCCGGUCACCUCCCCGUGGUCAAGACCCUCCUCAAGCACGGAGCCUCGGUCAACAACGCCACCCAGACCAACUCCACCCCUCUCCGAGCAGCCUGCUUUGACGGACACCUGGACAUCGUCCGUUACCUGGUGGAACACAAGGCUGACAUGGAGGUAGCCAACCGCCACGGCCACACCUGCCUCAUGAUCUCCUGCUACAAGGGCCACAAAGAGAUUGCCAAGUUCCUCCUGGAGCGAGGAGCCGACGUCAAUCGCAAGAGUGUGAAAGGAAAUACAGCCCUCCACGACUGUGCUGAGUCUGGUAGUCUAGAUAUUAUGAAGAUGCUGCUGAAAUGCAAUGCCCGGAUGGAGAGGGACGGGUAUGGGAUGACUCCGCUGCUCGCCGCCAGCGUCACGGGUCACACCAACAUCGUGGAGUACCUUGCCCAUCAGCCUCGCACCUCCAGAGAAGAAGGCAUUGAGGCGCUUGAGCUCCUCGGGGCGACUUUUGUAGACAAAAAGCGGGAUCUCUUGGGAGCGAUGAAGUACUGGAGGAGAGCCAUGGAGUUGAGGAAAGCAGGAGAGAAAUCUGCCCAUCUUUCCAAACCUCCACCCGGCCCUGCUGUCCCUGCUUAUGGCUGUGCACAGGAAGUGAGCACAGAGGAGGACCUGGAAGCUUUAAUCACAGACCCUGAUGAAAUGAGGAUGCAAGCGUUGUUGGUUCGUGAACGCAUCCUUGGGCCGUCCCACCCGGACACCUCAUAUUACAUCCGUUACCGGGGAGCUGUGUAUGCUGACUCGGGCAAUUUUGAACGCUGCAUCAGCUUGUGGAAAUAUGCAUUAGACAUGCAGCAGAGCAACCUGGACCCUCUCAGUCCCAUGACAGCUUCUAGCUUCCUGUCCUUUGCAGAGCUCUUCUCUUUUAUCCUCAAAGAGCAGCAUAAAGGUACUCUGUCUACGCAAAUCACCUUCCACGACGUGAUGCCCGUGCUGGAGAAAAGCGUUAGGGAGGUAGAACGAGCUGUGGCAAAACGGGACAACCUUCCGGAAACGCCUCAAUUCACCAAGGCCCUCUCCAUCAUCCUGCACCUCAUCUUCCUACUGCAGAAGCUGCCAUGUGGCCCAGAGGAGGACCAUCAGAUGAAGCAGACUGUGUACCGCCUGCUAAAACUCAACCCACGAGGCCCGAACGGCUUCACUCCUCUCCACAUGGCCGCUGACAUGGCUACCAGAUGUGUGGGCCGUUACCCCGUGGGGAGUUUCCCCUCUGUGUCGGUGGUGGCGCUGCUCGUGGAGUGCGGCGCAGACGUUGAGUCGCGUGACUGUGAGAACAACACACCGCUGCAUAUCGCCGCCAGCAACGAUAGCGCAGACAUUAUGAUGCUACUUCUGGAAGCAGGUGCUCACUUUGACGCUACAAACGGAGAGAAGAAGACGGCCUUCGAGCUGUUGAAUGGGAUGGUGGUGGGCGAACACGUGGUCUUGUUCCCGGUGAACUUUGUCAGCCUUCAGUGCCUCGCAGCACGUACAAUUGUACGGCACAGACUGCCGUACAAAGGGCUCAUCUCUGAGGAGAUGGAGGCUUUCAUCGAGCUGCACUGAUUUCUUCUCCUGGUUUCUGUUUCCUGUUGUUCCAACUUCCACCCCAUUCAUCCA